CCCUAUUUCGCACUUUACAAAAACAAAAGCACAAGCUAUCUCCGCUGGCCCCAAAAGCUCUUUAGUAUUCUUGUUUAUUAAGCAGUUUCGACAUCUGGCCACAGAACCAGCUCUGAGCUCGAUCUAUACUCUCGACUAUCAGCUGUGAAUGUGCAUAGCAUGCCACCAACAUGUCCGCCUAGCAACGCUCAUCCGUCCCGCUCAAAAAGCGUAUGUCGACUGUACUGCCGCUAUUGCCACAACAACGUGUGCAGCAGAGGCAUGAGGGCGCUGCUGCUUGCCGACAACAGAAUCGAGCUGUUCUCGACGGACAUGCCGCCAAUGCUGCGCAUUCAGCUGGUGGGCAUGGAUUACACAACACGGUCAUGCAGGUGCAAAAUACGAAACGUGGCCUGCCUAGGGUGUGGAAAUGAGAUUGGGUAUCACAUAACCCAGCCCUGCUCCGAGUGCUUGAAGGCGUGCAACAACGGGCAUUUUUGGAUGUUCCUGACGGAGAGCGUGUAUCCAGUCGACCUGAAGGACCAGAAAAACAGCGCCUUGAUGAUGUGGGCAAACAUCCCUCAGGAAUACGACCUUGACGAGUGUGUGGCAUAUGGAUGUCGCGACACAAUCUGCAGGUGAAUCUCAGAGCCGCCCCCAAGCUAUGUCCGCCCUGCCUGCAUUUUGAAAACCGGCACUAUCCUCUUUCUGUACACGUACUUUCGCCUCUGACAAUCAAAAUGCACGCACACAACCGGACCGCCUUCUCUCUUCCCUUUUCCGUUAAAUUGGUUCCAUAUAUGGACAAGGG
Molecule: messenger RNA, 790 nt
Organism: Linderina pennispora
Lineage: Eukaryota; Fungi; Kickxellomycota; Kickxellomycetes; Kickxellales; Kickxellaceae
Exons: 5
Coding region: 160-621 (153 amino acids)
Cellular component (GO): cytosol
Source: RefSeq, a predicted model, not a curated record